This is a messenger RNA of Linum trigynum, 2146 nucleotides long. The record is from the annotation of a GenBank genome assembly. NCBI's taxonomy places the organism in Eukaryota, Viridiplantae, Streptophyta, Magnoliopsida, Malpighiales, Linaceae.
UCAAAAUGUGGAUAUCAUGACAAUUCUAGAAACCAGGGUACAAAAGAGUAAAAUGGGGAAAAUUUGUGCUGAUUAUUUCUCUGAAUGGAAAUACUUGGAGAACUAUGAUAAGUCCUCUAAUGGUAGGAUCUGGGUUUUCUACAAGCCGGAUCUGAAGGUUACUGCUGAGAUAACAGAGGAAAAUUUCAUGCAUUUGAAGGUUAGGGGGAGAGUGGAUUGUCAGAUUACUAUGGUUUAUGGUUCUAAUGAUGAAGCUGUUAGGCGCCUCACUUAUGCUAAAAUGCAGUCUAUACAAGUAAGUAAUGAGGCUUGGCUAGUUCUUGGGGAUUUCAACUCAAUACUUGCUGCAUCCGAAGCUUCUAAUGGAACACAUUCAGGGAGUGACACAUUCAGGGAGUGACACCCCAUUUAGAUUCUUUAAUUUUUGGUGUGACCACCCCAGCUUUCAAGAAAUCUUGCAAGAAGUCUGGAGUACAAAGAUUCUUUAGUGUUGCAAUAGUUAUGGAAGUUUUAUCUUGUAUAUUGAACAAAGGUGCUGCUUCUUUUCUCAAUAGCUAUGGAAGUGUUAUCUUGUAUAUUGAACAAAGGUGCUGCUACUAGUGAGUUCCCAUACCAUCCUAGAUGUAAGAAGCUACGCAUAACACACCUUGUGUUUGCAUAUGAUCUACUGUUGUUUUCCAAUGGUUCUACGAAAGCACUGGAGAGUGUAAGUGGUCUGCUAGAUAAAUUCUACAGACUUUCAGGCUUAAGGUUCAAUCCAGAGAAGAGCCAAUUAUUCUGCGCAGGGAUUGAAGAGGCAGAGCAUGCUAGACUGACUCAGUUAGCUGGGUUUCAGAAAGCUACAUUACCCGUCCGUUAUCUGUGAGUUCCUCUUAUAGCAGGGAAACUUACUACAAGUGAUUGCCAAGUGUUAGUUGAGAAGAUCACAAAACGCAUUUCUGGAUGGAAGCCUAGACUGCUCAGCUAUGCAAGUAAACUUCAACUCACACUUCUGUCUUGAGUAGUCUAUCCUACUUUUGGAUGAAUGUUUUCCUACUGCCACUAUCCAUCAUAAAGGAGAUAGAGCAAAUUUGUUGCAAGUUUCUUUGGGGUAUAGAUGAAGAAUCCACGAGGAAAAAAGCAGUAAUGGCUUGGGAUUUAUUAGCCAUUCCAAAAAAAGAAGGGGCGCUAGGCAUUCGUUGUCUAAAGACGUGGAAUAUAGCUUGUACUACGAGACAUAUAUGGGCUCUGCUUGACAAAGAGGGGUCCUGGUGGGUUGCGUGGAAUUAUCAGUAUCGUAUUAAACACCUUACACUCUGGGAAUUAAGAACAUGUAGUACUGCUUCUUGGGUUUUGAAGAGAUUGCUAAAGGUCAGGGAUAAGGUGGAAGGUUUAUUUCGCUGCUAGGGGACACAAGUUUUUUGGAAUGAUAAGAGAAUGCUGCGUUAUUCUGUAAAGCAGGUUUGGCAGAAUUUACAGCCGGCUAGACCUCUAGUGCCCUGGUAUCAGCUUGUAUGGGGAAGACACUCUCUUCCAAGGCACAGUUUUUUUAGUUGGAUUGUAACACGUAACAGGAUCACCACUCUGGAUCAAUUGAAGAGUUGGGGGAAGGUGUUGGAUGCUAACUGUUUGCAAUGUUUUUCUCAAACAGAGAAUAGAGACCACUUGUUUUUCCAAUGUCAAUAUACAUUACAGGUGUUGAAGGGUUGUAUGCAAAUGUGUAAUCUGAGAUGUCCCCAGCUAGUCAACUAUGAAGAUUACUUGAUGUGGGCAGUGAAGAACUUCAAAGGCAAGAAGGCAUUAGCUAUGGUUGGUCGAUUGGUUUGGAAUUUAGUAGUAAGCAUGAUUUGGAGGGAACGUUGUGUCAAACUGUUUGUAGUAAAUCAAUGCAGUAUGGGGAGUUGAUUCAGACAGUUCGCAGUACGAUUGAGCUGGCCAGGCAUGGAAAUGCAUCUUUGGAUACUGAUUGUCGGGCGGUGUUUUGUCAGUAAAGGAAUUGAUAGAAGCAGAGUGUAGAAGCAAAGAGUAGUAGUGCAUGUUUCUUUAGUUUGCUGUAUAAAAGUAGAGUAGCAGUGCAGGUCUUUGCUUGUUGUAGACUGUAAAUGAUCAAGAUGUGUAAACCCUGUUUUGGGGUACACAUAGAGCUCAAUAAACUUUUUUGAUAUUG